This is a messenger RNA of Priapulus caudatus, 1098 nucleotides long. Its product is annotated as NADH dehydrogenase (ubiquinone) complex I, assembly factor 6-like. Gene Ontology annotation, cellular component: mitochondrion. Bases 5 to 931 code for a protein of 308 amino acids. NCBI's taxonomy places the organism in Eukaryota, Metazoa, Priapulida, Priapulimorpha, Priapulimorphida, Priapulidae. The record is from RefSeq and is a predicted model, not a curated record. The transcript is spliced from 8 exons. Gene Ontology annotation, biological process: biosynthetic process; mitochondrial respiratory chain complex I assembly.
CACCAUGAAAUUAGUGCAUCGAAGCUCAAAAUGUUUAGGCAAACAUGGAAUUACACGCAUUUUCCAACGAUUUUACGCGUCACAAACAAAGAAAACGUCAACGGAUUACUGUAUAGAUAUCGUCAGGAGAUCCGACUAUGAGGGAUUUCUCUGUACUCUUCUGUUACCAGAGCAUGGCAGAACAUCUGCCAUGGCAAUCCGAGCCUUCAAUGUGGAGAUUGCACAGGUACAAGACACAGUAACAAACAAACAAAUUGGUCUGAUGAGGUUGCAAUUCUGGAAAGAUUCAUUAGACCAGUUAUACAAGGAAGCAGCACCCAAGCAACCUGUUGCAAUGGAACUAGGGAGGGCAAUUCACUCAAAAAAUUUGUCCAGGCGCUGGCUCACAAAACUCAUAGAAGCUCGGGAGAGGAGUCUGGAGGAAAAGGCACCGAUGACAGUCAAAGCUGUGGAGGAAUAUGCAGACUGUACAUCGUCUGCCGUUAUGUUCCUGGUGCUGGAAAGUGUCGGAAUCAGGGAUGUGCAUGCAGAUCAUGCUGCCAGUCAUCUCGGCAAAGCUCUGGGAUUUACUACUCUGCUACGGGCGACACCUUACCAUGCAUCCUUACGUAAACUAAAUCUACCGGUUGAGGUGUUAGCAAAGCAUAAAGUAUCAGAAGAGCAGGUGUAUAGAGGGAGCCAGGAGCAGGAAAUGAAAGAUGCAGUAUUUGAGCUCGCCAGCCUAGCACACCAGCACCUAGAUAAAGCUCGCUCAUUAAGUUCGAGUCUGCCACGACCGGCGCUGUCCGUGUUUCUGCCAGCCCUCGUCUGUGAUAACUACCUGACUGGCCUACAGAGGGCGCACUUCAACGUGUUUGAUGCAAAGCUGCAGCAGAAAGCCCACCUACUUCCAGCAAAGCUCUGGUGGAAAAAACUCAGAGGGACUUACUAGUCGCGUUUGUGAAUGCCAUAGAAUUUAGACUGUAUUAUAUGUAUCGUACAAGAGAAAUUACUGCAUGCAGGAGCUGUCAACGAGUCAGAACAUAGUAGUAGCUGUGAUAACAUUGUUUCCAUUGUUUGAAGUGCCAUAGUAGUAAUAUAAUUAUGUAUGCAUUUAUA